AUAAGUUGGUUGAGCGUAACUGACAGAACAGCUGAUCAUACAAAUAGAUAAUUUGAUAUAUUAACCAAACCCUAAUGUCACCACUAGACUGAGCAAACAUGCGUAAUACAACGUUAUCUAACGAGAAUAUUAGGUGAAAAAUGAAGACUCUGAUGGUGUUUGAUUUUGACCACACUGUGGUCGAUGACAACAGUGACACUUGGGUGAUUAGAUGCCUUCCAGAUCAGACUCUACCUGACUCUGUGAAGAAUUCCUACCAAAAAGGCCACUGGACUGAGUUCAUGGGCAGAGUGAUGAACUACAUAGGAGACCAGGAGGUCAGCCCUGACAGGGUCCGCAGUGUGAUGGAGACCAUCCCCUUCACAGCUGGAAUGACAGACUUGCUGGCAUUCAUAUCAGAGCAUAAAAGCACCAUCGACUGCAUCGUCAUCUCUGACUCCAACACCAUGUUCAUAGACUGGAUCCUCCACUCAUCUGGACUCCAGGCAGCCGUCGAUCGGGUUUUCACCAACCCGGCCAAGUUCAAUCAGCUCGGGUACAUGGAGGUGCAGUGCUACCACUCUCACGACUGCGAUCGAUGCCCCGUCAACCUCUGUAAGAAAAAAGUCCUGAAGCUGUAUCUGUCGCAGCAGUCCGAUGGAGGUGUGGAGUAUGAGCGGAUAUUUUACGUGGGCGACGGUGGGAAUGAUCUCUGCCCCGCUUACUGUCUGAGAGGGCACGAUGUUGUGAUGCCCAGAAAGGGGUACACCCUGGAGAAACUGCUGGCUAAGCCGGAAGGUCAGGAAGAUAACGCUUCUCUAAGAGCUAAAGUCAUUGCCUGGAGCAGUGGCACUGACAUCCUCGAGGAACUGAAAGCAAAUAUUUAGUAGUAAGCAGGGCCAUGGAGUACAAUACUUGAUCGACUUCUCAUUUGUAACUGAAAUAUUGCAUUCAUGGCAAAUAUUGAGUCUGCACUGUGGAGGGCACAUGCUGCUGCCUGUAAUUGUUUUAAAAUAUAUUCACAUUAUCAAUUUUAAAGUAACAUUGUUUGAUAAAAAAUAUAUUUGUAAAAAUAUUUUCAUUUAGUUAUAAAUCUUUGAAAAUUGAUUAUUUGUCUGCAGGAAAUUGUCUCUUCUUUAAAAACAGUAACAACCCCCACUAAACAAGGUUGGACUCUCAGUUAUAAUCAAAGGUUUGUGUUUUAUUUGGAGGUGGGGAGGAAUGGAGGCAUCUGAGCCCAUUUACAUUACAAAUACAUUCCAAAAAACAAUGUUUACACGUGCAGGUUGGACACUGGAUCAUAACUGAGUCAAGGUUAUAUUUAGUAUAGUGUUCAAGAUCUUAAUUAUUAUCCGGGGCCUGAUCCAGGGAGCAGGGGAGUACUCCGGAAAGGAGGACUAGCAAGUUGGACUUUACACAGCAAGAACAGGUUUUACAGAAAAGCCCCUGUUCGAGACAGCAGGUUGACUGGAAAGACAGUAUGUAUUAUAAUGGCAGCUGGUGCCCUUCUUUUUUUUAAUUAAAAGAAUAGUUUUGUGUUUUGGGAAAUAUGCUUAUUUGCUUUCUUGCUAAGAGUUAGAUGAGAAGAUUGAUACCGCUCUCACUUCUACACUAAAUGUAAAGCUGCAGCCAGCAGCCAAUUAGCUUAGCUUAGCAUUAAGACUGGAAGCAGGGGGAAACAGCUAGCUGUUCUGUUCAAAGGUUAAAAAACAAACAAACCGCCUAACAGCACCUGUUAUGUCUUCUUUUUCUUCUUUGUUUAAUCCAAACAAAUUCGAUAUAAUGAGUUCCCAGUGAGCCGUGACAGUGUGACAGCAUGCACAGGACCAGGACCCUGAAACUCAAGCAGCCAAAUGGAAUUCAGUUUUACACCUGUGCUUUUCCUACCGUGAUGCGUCAAAAUGUCUUCAGGCAAAAAGGCGUAUUGUAGUAUAGAUACAAAAAUAUAAUUUUAGAUCAGGGCUGUAGCCACCAUUUUUAAUGUAACACAUUAACUUACCUCAGUUGCCCUAGGCUAAAUAAGAUUAAAGAAAUUAAACACUAUUUCUGCCGUUGAAACGUUUUUCUAGUUUCUAGAAAAUGCAAAAAGUUUUUUAAUGUUACCUAACCUUACAAAAGAAAGUAUAACAUCACUUCUAGGAAAAAAUAACGUGUAUCCAUUGCUACAACCCUUGAUUUCAAGAUCAUACAGUAGGAGAACACACAGAUAACUGAGCUAAUUACGUAUUACCCGUUACCUGUGGAUUUACCCAUGGAUUUAUUUAUUAUAUUUUUGUUCUUUAUACAAUGUAUCUCAUAUGUGCUGCUCUGUGGCUGUGAACAUGUCUGCCCUUCAGUGAUUUUAACUGUUUUAUAUCUCAGGUCUGUGGUUUAUAGUCAAACAUGUGAAGCUAUCUUGAUUUGGAUCAUGUUAACGCUGAGAUGGCUGUAUUGAAUGGCAUAAACCUCAACUAUUUGUUAAAGCUAAAUGAACAGAAAGUCCAGGUCAGUGGCCCCCAGGUUUACUGAGUUAUGUGGAUAACUUACAUCCAUCCAUGCUUCAAAUGUUUGAGAAGGUAUUUAGUAAUAUUAUCCAGAUAACUAGGCAACUGUCUCAGAUAGUAUUGGGAUAAUCCAGGGAGUUUAUCCAGGUUUCUCGUAGCCAGUUGAUAUUACCUGAACAGAGUAAUGGGUUUCCAACUUCAUGUUUAUGGAACCACAUGCAUCGGGGGAUUGUCAUGUCAUGUCAAGAGGCAACAUGUGAAAUAAUAUUUGUUUGUUCUUGUAAUUCUAAUGAUGCAAUUAAAACCAGAAACCUCUUGUA
Siniperca chuatsi (mandarin fish) is the source of this 2782-nucleotide messenger RNA. It is a transcript of the gene phospho2, whose product is annotated as phosphatase, orphan 2. Bases 141 to 866 code for a protein of 241 amino acids. The record is from RefSeq and is a predicted model, not a curated record. The transcript is spliced from 4 exons. Gene Ontology annotation, molecular function: phosphatase activity. NCBI's taxonomy places the organism in Eukaryota, Metazoa, Chordata, Actinopteri, Centrarchiformes, Sinipercidae.